Molecule: messenger RNA, 1925 nt
Organism: Gigantopelta aegis
Lineage: Eukaryota; Metazoa; Mollusca; Gastropoda; Neomphalida; Peltospiridae
Product: transmembrane protein 244-like
Exons: 7
Coding region: 105-752 (215 amino acids)
Source: RefSeq, a predicted model, not a curated record
UCAUUCGUGGAACUAUGAGUUUGGGUGUGUGAUAUUGGAGUGACAGUGCAGAUCGUCUAUAAAUCGCCUGAACAAUCUCCACUGGGUGAAGUCGUGUUCACAAUAUGGAACUUGUGUAUUCACGAUAUUCACGAGAGCCUAAAUCAACCCAGCAUAAAUAUCUGUCGGACCUUUGUAACUGGCUUCAUUUUCAGGAAAUCCUGUUCAAUCUUUUGAAGUGUCUGGGUGUUUUUUAUGCUGUUUACUAUGCCGUGGGUAGUUUGUGCUUUGCAGGUUUCAAGCUACAGUUUUUUGAUGGAAAAAUUCCCUUUGACUUUCUGUCCUGGAUAGAUUUAAGUCUAUGUUGUGUGAAAUACACAUCUGAACAAAUUGUUAACCUCCUAUCCAUGCUCCUGAGCUUCUCAAUUUGUGGAUUUAUAUAUGGCAUACUUGUCCCAAACUGGAUUUGGGAUUAUGCAGUAACAGUCACCAUAAUUCAUAUUUUAAUGUGUUGCUUAGUGAUGUUGAAUUUUCCUCUCAACUGGUCUUGGUGGGUUUGUUUGACAGUGAAAUUGUGGACUGCUUUCAAGAUGUGUGCUUUAAAAAAUAUGUGUUCUGGUUAUAGGUGGAAAAAAAUUAGGGUAGCAUGUGCCUUAAUAUUAGAGAUAUUCUUUGGAGAAAUAUUGAGUUAUAUCAAAAGACAAAAAAUACGAGCUAAAGUUGCAGUGACUGUGGAACAGGAGCCAUCAAAUUAUUUACACAAUAAGACAUGACACAUCUUUCAAAUAUUUCAUCUAGUAUACCAUCAUCAGAUUCAUAAAAAUUACAAGCAUCAACAGGACAAAUUUUCAUUUUCAUAUCCUUUUGCACUUUUUUUAUAAGUACAAUGUAUUUUGUUUCUCUCUUUUUUUUUGCCACAAAUCUUCAUACAUUUAGUGUUGUGUAUUACACUGCACUGAGAGAGUUCACAGUGUAAUCACAUUUUUGUUUGUCACAGUGUAUACCAUCAAAAACCAUAUAUUUUAUAUCUUCAAUUAUACACAAUAUAUCUUACCAACAUAAAGUCAUAUAUUUGCAACAAUAAAAAAUUAUUUCUGGAUAUGAGACACAAAUUACAGGCAUAUUACUUUAAAAGGAUAAUAAUAAUAAUAAUAUGUAGUUGCAAAACUGAGACGUGAAGGCAGUUUGAAGCCGUUAUCACCAGCUUUAUUUUUGUGGUUUUUGACAUAUUUAUUUUUUAUAUUGGUAACAAGUUGAUAUUUUCAGAAGAGGUAUACAUUUUUUUAUGAAAUAACCGAAAAACCCUCAUGUUCCAAGUUACAAGUUGAGAUAUUCCAUUUAAGAACCGAAAGUCCUAUACAGACGAAAAUGACUUCUUAGUUGAGGCUUUUAGUGACAAGUAAUUGAUUUUGAAGUCAUAAUAUAUUCUGAAAAGAAUACAGUUUCAAGAUGGCCAAAAAUAUGCCUCUACAACUUACUAUUGAAAUAAUAUUUCAGUUAUAUGGUAUUGCUCUUUGACUGUCAUGAAAAUAGAUAGUAUACAAGAUGUUGCAAAAAACCUUUAAAACAAUAUUAUUUGGUAAUCACUGAUGUCUCAUGCUUUUUUUUUUUUUGGGGGGGGGGGUUGGUUAGCAAGCUGAAGGUUGGGAUCACUGACAUGUUUUUAAACUAGGUAUAAUUCUGUGCUGUACACAUUAUCAUUAGUUAAAAGUAGUCACAAAAAUGUGUAGCCUAUAUUACUUUUAUUUAUUGCUUUUAUCAACAGAAUUGUUAAAAAAUGUCCUUUAUGUGAUUCUUUUAUUAUUUAUUUUAAUAAUUAGCUUUAUAAUCUUAAGUAUCCAUAUAGGUUGUUUUGUAGAGAUUUUUUUAGAACUAUUUUUAGAUCUGAAAAUAUUUGUUUAUUACUUGCAUACAUUUAUUUUUAUAUAUUAAAAUGUGAAAAUCUG